Molecule: messenger RNA, 1440 nt
Organism: Schistocerca gregaria
Lineage: Eukaryota; Metazoa; Arthropoda; Insecta; Orthoptera; Acrididae
Product: geranylgeranyl transferase type-1 subunit beta-like
Exons: 5
Coding region: 58-1440 (460 amino acids)
Biological process (GO): protein geranylgeranylation
Cellular component (GO): CAAX-protein geranylgeranyltransferase complex
Molecular function (GO): CAAX-protein geranylgeranyltransferase activity
Source: RefSeq, a predicted model, not a curated record
CACAUUGUUACACGUUGUGAUUGGUACGAAGAGAGUGAACGUGAUUGGAGAGAGAAGAUGGGUUGCGAUACCGAGACGGUCGAGCGACAGAGCGAGGCUAGCGGUUUGGGAGAGCAUGUUGAUUUUGACAAGAGGCGGGUGAUUCGGAAUUUGCUGAAGAUGGUGAGAGAGUUACCGGAAGUGUACGACUCAGAGGACAGCAAUAGGAUGACGUUUUUGUAUUUUGCGUUGUCUGGGUUGGACGUGAUGGGGGCGAUUGGGGAAUUAGAAGAGAGUGGUCGGUUGGUGGAGUGGGUGUACGCCCAGCAGGUGUUGCCGAUUGGGGAGGGAAUGGAGGGAGUGGAAGUUGCGAGAUGCGGUUUUCGAGGGUCUGGUUUUGCGGGUGCGAUUAGGGACGAGAACGGAAAGCAGAGGUUGAGUGAAUGGGUUUACAUAGAGUCUCACUUGGCGAUGAGUUAUUCGGCAUUGUGUUGUUUGGUGAUUUUGGGCGACGAUUUAUCGAGAGUGAACAAGGGAGCGUUGGUGCGCGCGUUGGGGGCGUUGCAGUGCGAGGACGGUAGUUUUCGCCCGUCGCACUUGACGUUGUUAGACAACGACUUGAGAUAUGUGUAUUGCGCGUGUGCCAUAUCUGCGCUGCUGAGGGAUUGGUCCGGGGUGGACAGGGAGAGGACGCUGGAUUACAUCAAGGGGUGUUUGUCGUACGAGUACUCGUUUGGCCAGAUGCCGUUUCAGGAGGCGCAUGGGGGUGGGACGUACUGCGCGGUGGCGUCUUUGGCGCUGAUGGGUUGGUUGGACAGGGUUGGGUUUGGGGGUUGGACGUCCGUUGGGGUGGCGGAGGGGUGGAGGGAGUCGACGAUUGAGGAGUGGAGGAAUUGGUCGACGGAGGCGCAGGGGAUGGUGCAUUGGCUGGUGAACAGACAGACGUCGGGGUUUCAGGGCAGAUUUGACGGUGAGGAGUCCCCAUUGGUGCCGGGCGGUGAUGAGGGCGAAGUGUUCGUCGAAGGAGUUGACGCGGAGGGUGGAGAGACAGAGGUCGUGAUCCCAGAGUCCCGAGAGAGUGAACUGGCGGAGUUGGGUGAAGGGGGUCCAGGAGGGUUGAGAGGGGGAGUAGCGGAGGACGACGAGUCCGUCUUGGAGUCGGAGGAGGAGGUGGGGGUGGUCUUCGAGGGAGAAGAGUCGCAGCACGGCGGGGUGGUGGAGGUGGAGAGGGUCGGCGAGGCGCCAGAGGAGUCCGUCGAAUUCGAGGGUGAACAGAGUGUUGGAGUGGAUGCAGGCGAGGAGCACGAGGUGGGGGUAGGCGUGGGAGGUCCACUGUUCGGGGAAGAGGAAGAAGAAGUAGAGGGUGUCUUGGAAGAGGAAGGACUGGAAGGAGGCGGGGUGGCUGGAGAGGUUUUGCUGGAGGAGUUGGUCGAAGGAGAGGGAGUGGGAUUGGCAGGUUGA